Molecule: messenger RNA, 1031 nt
Organism: Meloidogyne enterolobii
Lineage: Eukaryota; Metazoa; Nematoda; Chromadorea; Rhabditida; Meloidogynidae
Source: the annotation of a GenBank genome assembly
UUUGUGAACGUCGUUAUACUGUACUUACUCAACAUGUUAAUAUUGAGAUGGUUAGCAGGGCUGGGCCAGCUUCUGUCAGCAAUGUUCUUGCCAAAAUGAAUAUGAAGCUUUUUGGAUUGAACUAUAUGCCUAUUUUUGAUCCUGUGACUAAAAAUAAGCUUGACCUUUCUUCUGGUCAAGUCCUGGUUCUUGGUAUUGAUACUUCUCGUCCACCGAAGGCUACUGCAUUUGAGAAGUUUAAAUUAAGCAAGCAAGGAAUGGAAGGAUUUACUUCGGAGGAUCCUUUGACUAUUGGGUAUUGUGGCAAUUAUUUGCCAAAUCCUGCUAAAUUUGUUGGUGACUACAUUUAUCAGCCCUGCAAACAGGACGUUCUGGAUGUCGAUUAUUUUGGAAAAAGAAUUAAGUCUAUUGUUGGCUAUCUCAAGACGAACCGGAAGCAACUUCCAUCUACUAUUUUUAUUAUUCGCGAUGGUAUUAGUGAAGGGAUGGUUCCUAAUGCUGUCAAUGGAGAAUUCGCGCGAAUUAUUGAGACAUUUAAGAGCGUCGAGCAAGGAUGGUCGCCAAAAUUUGUUUUCGUUAUUGUUGAUAAGCGCCAUACAAAACGCUUUUUCUUCAACAAUGGCCCUAUUCGUAAUUGUAAACCUGGCUCGGUCAUCGAUAAGAAGUGUGUCCGUGUCGACCUUCAUGAGUUCUUUUUGCAAGCGCAUCAUCCGCUGAAGGGUACUGCAAAGAUUCCACAAUACAUGAUCCCAAUCAAUGAGAUCAAGGCUAACAAUGACGAAUUACAGGCAUUCAUUCUUGGUCUUUGCAACAUGUGGCAGAUUGUUAAUAUGCCGCCUGCUCUUCCGUCACCUGUUUUACAGGCAAAAGAGCUUGCGAAGCGUGGAAGUAAUAAUUAUAUGGAGAUGAAGCGAAAUGCUCCUCAAUACAUUCCUCGUGUUGCUGGAGAACGUAUUAUUGACUUUGCUAUGCUUAAUGAGCGUGUUCCUUAUGGAACUACUGGUUUGGCUAAGACUCGUUUUAAUGCUUAA